GGGGAGGGGGGACGAGAGAGAGACAGGAAAGAGAAGAUCAAUUUACCUAAAUAAAAUAUAAAAUAUUAUAAAAUAGGUUGAGGAGGAAAUAUACAUCAGCAUCUCACUGGAGAAAUUGCUGGAAAUUGAUAAUAAGGAUUUUACUGAUCAAAUUAAUGUCAGAUCGGCUUCAUAUUACAAAUUGAUGUUUAGUGUUAAGAUAUGUACCAUAAAUAGCUAGGAUAUGUGUAUAUGUAAUGAUUGUGUGAAUAUAUUUAGGGGCUAGAAUCAUUGCUAUAAUUACGUAGUUAAUUAGGAUUGUAUUUUCUAUUUAGUUGUCCUGUACAGAUUAUAAAUUGACACUAUUGGCUUGAGGAAAUAAUCAAGCUCUUUAAUCAUUCUCAAUAUUCUUCUUCUGUUCUAUCUUCUCAUAUGGUAUCAGAGCCCUCGGUGGGUCUGAUUUGAAAUCUGAAACAAAGUCCUCAUAGGGAGGAACUUUCCCUCCUUUUCCGGUCACUUUCUGGGAGUCCGUGGCUGUCACAGCCUAGCCUAGUGGAUUACCCAGCCCAGGAUCGGCCUCUCCACUGACCACCGGUGAGACUCUGGUACACGUGCCUUCACGCACUUCUUCCCGUCGACUCGCCGGCCUCAGGCGACCUCAACAACGCUAGUCCCCUCACCUGUUUCUCACUUUUUUGUCACUAUCUCUUCAUAUAGUAGGCUUUUCUGACGUAUUUCUGAGCAACAUUUCAGUGUGCUUCUCUUGCCAAGAUGUCUGAGAUUGAGGAGUCCUCCAAUACAGCUUCCAACACAGGUUUUCAGAUUCUCACACCCAUAUCCAGCACAGGUUCUGAGAUUCUCAAACCCAUAUUUUCUUUCAUUGGUAAUUCACCAGCUAUUACUACUGUUAAAUUAGUAGGAAGUUAAAAUUAUAUGUUUUGAGCUGCAUCAGUGGAAUUAUGGUUUAUGGGGCAGGGGUAUGAUGACCACUUGGUUAAAAAUGCCAUAGAUAUAGCUUUAACAAAUAGAGCUAAUUGGACUAAGAUUGAUGCUCAAUUAUGUAGUCUCUUGUGGCAUUCUCUAGGCCCAAAAUUACUUAAUAUUUUUUAGUCUUGUAAAACCUGUUGCAAAGUCUGGACGAAGGCGAAAACCUUAUAUACAAAUGAUGUGCAGCGUAUUUAUAAGGUAGCAUCAGAUAUGGUUCAUCUGCAGCAAAAUCAACAAGAUAUGUCUAGUUAUUUGGGAUAAAGGUUUAGUUGAGUUGAGUUGAGUUGUAUGCAAUGUACUGAUAAUAUUUCUGAGCAACAGCGGGACAGGUUCUUCAUGGUUUUGGCAUUGAUUGGGCUAAGACGACCUGACUUUGAUUCUGUUAGAGACCAGAUAAUAACUAGUCCGGUUGUUCCCACUCUAGAGGAUGUGUCUGCCAAGUUUCUACGCAUCUCACUCAAUAAGAAUAAUUUCUCUAGAAUUGAAUCUUCAGUUUUAGCUGCGCAAAGUGGAAAUCAACCGAGACAGGGUACUUAUCAGAGUGGCAAGGGUAAAAGGCUCCAUUGCACUUAUGGUGAUAAGAGUAAUUACAGUCGAGACACUUGUUGGCCCCUUCAUGGUCAACCAUCAUGCCUCAUUCAGUCAAAUAAUGUGGGCCGAUCAAUUGCUCAUAUGGCUCAAUUCGGUGAAAAUGGUAUUCUUCCAUUACAUGAUGGAAAGGAUCAGGUAUCAGAUUCUAUCCUAUUAAAUGGAGCUGAUUACAAGGAGUAUUUGCAAUAUCAAACAGCCAAAUAACAAUCUCCUAGCAGUGCUCAUUCUGGUUAUCUAACACAGUCUUCGCUCACUGGUCCAUGGAGCCUAGAUUCUGGUGCUUCUAAUCAUAUAUCUGGUAACAAAAGUUUGUUCUCAUCUCUAGUUUCUCCUUCGGUUUUGUCUAAAGUUAUUUUGGCUAAUGGUUCACAAACUUUAGUUAAGGGCAUAGGAGAAGUAAAAAUCUUUCCAUUUAUUCCUUUAAUCAUAGUUUUGUUUACUCCAGAAUGCCCAUAUAAUUUAAUCUCCAUUAGUAAAUUGACUAAAAAUUUCAAUUGUUCUGUCACAUUUACAACUGACUCUGCUGUUGUGCAGGACCGGAGUACGGAGAUGAUUGGAAUAGGAUGUGAGUCACAAGGGUUGUACCAUUUUUCUACUUCAAAUUCUCCUGUACUACUUUCGCUGAUCUUCUUCACAAUCGUCUAGGUCAUCCGAGUCUUGCCAAAUUGCAAAAAUUAGUUCUUAGUCUUUCUAGUUUAUCUUCUUUUGAGUGUGAGUCCUGUCAACUUGGGAAACAAAGUCGUAUUUCUUUUUCCAAGCGAGUCAAUAAUAGGGUUAAGUCAAUAUUUGAAAUUGUCCAUUCAGACAUUUGGGGUCCAAGUUGUAUCAGUACAACUUUGGGAUUUCAUUAUUUUAUUACUUUUGUUGAUAAUUAUUCUCGUUGCGCUUGGUUAUUUUUAAUGAAGACUCGUUCUGUAUUAUUCUCUAUAUUUCAAAAAUUUUCUAUUGAAAUGCGUAAUCAAUUUGGUGUUUCUAUUAAAAUACUUCGUAGUGAUAAUGCAAAAGAAUAUUUGUCUACUCCCUUUACUCAUUUCUUAUC
Messenger RNA from Hevea brasiliensis (rubber tree), 2596 nucleotides. RefSeq lists its product as uncharacterized. The record is from RefSeq and is a predicted model, not a curated record. NCBI's taxonomy places the organism in Eukaryota, Viridiplantae, Streptophyta, Magnoliopsida, Malpighiales, Euphorbiaceae. The transcript has a single exon. Bases 1255 to 1761 code for a protein of 168 amino acids.